This is a messenger RNA of Protopolystoma xenopodis, 354 nucleotides long. NCBI's taxonomy places the organism in Eukaryota, Metazoa, Platyhelminthes, Monogenea, Polystomatidea, Polystomatidae. The record is from the annotation of a GenBank genome assembly.
AUGCAUAUUUUUUCACACAUUCCCACCCCUCACCCUUCAGGUGUUUCGACAAAAGGCUAUUCCCUGUCUAAGACAUGUACCCCUUCCGGAGGUCUCUGUUGUUGCUGCUGUUGUGGCCGGCGCUACGGAAACUACUUGGUCGUGCUCUACUUUUUCGUCAAGACCCUGUAUCUGGUCAAUCUCAUCUUCCAGAUGUUCCUCAUGGAGAAGUUCAUCGGCACCAACUAUACGUUUUUUGGCCUGGGCGUGCUCAGUGACCUCCUGCAAGGUCGACAGUGGUUUCACUCAGGCAACUUUCCACGAGUCACCUUCUGCGACUUUGAAGCAAAAAAACUAGGCAAAAAUUUAAAGUAA